AUGUUAUCCUCUGUCCUGUUUGGGGGACUUAUUGCCCUCAUUGGCACUUCUAGGGGCUCUUAUCCUUUUACUCACUCAAGGAAUCCUCACCUGCAUUCCCACCUGUACCACGGCUGCUAUGGCAACAUCAUGACCAUGGACACUCCCGGUGCUGCCUGUGAUAUAACCAGGCUGCUUAACUGCGGGGUUCAUGGUUCUGAAAUGUUCGCUGAAAUGGAUUUGAAGGCCUUAAAGCCCUACCAGACCCUGAUCAAAGAAGUUGGGCAGAGGCAUUGCGUGGACCCAGCUCUCAUUGCAGCCAUCAUUUCCAGAGAAAGCCACGGCGGAGCCGUCCUGCAAGAUGGCUGGGACCACAGGGGCCUUAAAUUUGGCCUGAUGCAGCUUGAUAAGAAAAUGUAUCGCCCCGUUGGUUCCUGGGACAGCGAAGAACACCUGCUGCAGGCUGUUGGGAUUCUAGCAGAAAGGAUUAAGGCGAUCCAGAGAAAAUUCCCCAGUUGGAGUGCGGCUCAGCACCUCAAAGGUGGUCUCUCAGCCUUUAAGUCAGGAAGUGAAGCAAUUGUCACCCCCAUGGACAUAGAGUCUGACUUGGUCAAUGAUAUUCUCGCCCGAGCUAAAUUCUACAAAAGACACGGCUUCUAG
Messenger RNA from Molossus molossus (Pallas's mastiff bat), 639 nucleotides. It is a transcript of the gene LYG2, whose product is annotated as lysozyme g2. Gene Ontology annotation, molecular function: lysozyme activity. The record is from RefSeq and is a predicted model, not a curated record. The transcript has 5 exons. Gene Ontology annotation, cellular component: extracellular region. Gene Ontology annotation, biological process: peptidoglycan catabolic process; defense response to Gram-positive bacterium. Bases 1 to 639 code for a protein of 212 amino acids. NCBI's taxonomy places the organism in Eukaryota, Metazoa, Chordata, Mammalia, Chiroptera, Molossidae.